GCUCUGGACUUUCCCACUCUCGUUUUGGAAGCCGCUUUCUUUUAUCCUUCCAGCAGCUGCUGCUCUUCCUCUUCCAAAACCCUUCUUCUAGGGUUAGGGUUUGGGCUAGGGUUUGCCUCUCUGUGUCCCCCUUCAUCACUAAUCCUCUCCCUAGGGAUCUCUGUACCACCAAAUUAGGGAUUCUUUCAUCGUUUCUGUGCUUUCUCCGUUGUCGUUUUGUAGUGGUUUGGAUUCGUUUUGGAUCUCGAUCUGGGUUCUGAAGUAAUGGAUACUCGUAAAAGAGGGCGGCAUGAAGGUGGCGGCUUUCACUCUAAUGGCGGCUUCAAGAAGAACAAGCAAGAAUUGGAGUCCUUUUCAACCGGUGUAGGAAGCAAAUCGAAGCCAUGCACCAAAUUUUUCAGCACUGCUGGCUGUCCUUUUGGCGAGAGUUGCCACUUCCUGCACUAUGUUCCUGGAGGUUACAAUGCCGUGGCUCAGAUGAUGAAUCUUGCGCCUGCCCCUCCGCCACCUAGGAACAUUCCUGGCCCACCAUCCCAUUCCAAUGGGUCCAAUUCAUCUGGAGUUAAAUCGCGCAUAUGCAAUAAAUAUAAUUCUGCUGAAGGCUGCAAAUUUGGUGACAAAUGUCAUUUUGCUCAUGGUGAGUGGGAACUUGGCAAGCCUCUUGCUCAGUCCCACGAUGAUCCUCAUGCCAUGGGACCUGGUCCAGGCCGUAUGGGUAAUUGGAUGGAGCCACACCCGGCACGCCCAGCAUCUAGCUUUGGUGCCUCAUCUACUGCAAAAAUCAGUGUGGAUGCAUCACUUGCAGGAGCCAUUAUUGGGAAGGGAGGUGUACAUUCGAAGCAGAUUUGUCGCCAGACAGGAGCCAAACUUUCAAUCCGGGACCAUGAGUCAAAUCCCAAUCUCAGGAACAUUGAACUGGAGGGGACCUUUGAACAGAUUCAGCAAGCUAGUGCCAUGGUGAGUGAGCUAAUUGCGACUGUUUCAAACUCUGGCCCUGGUAAGGCUCCGGGAGGAGGAGGCCCAGGAGCCCCAGCCCCUCCAGGAAGUAACUUUAAGACGAAACUGUGUGAUAAUUUUACCAAAGGGACUUGCACCUUUGGAGAAAGAUGUCACUUUGCACACGGGGCUGCUGAAUUGCGGAAGUCUGGAGUGUGAGUGCUCUUUGAAAUUCUUUUUCUUGCAGUCAGAAUCUUGUACUAGUGGGAGAGCGGUUUUGAUUUGUUGAUGUGCGAUGCUACCUAGAGGAAUUAACAAGAUUAUGAUAUCAUUGUUUUUGUGAGCAUUUGGUGGCGCUUACUGCUAGUGUAGCUUUGUAGGCAUAAGUUUUUACUUAUUGUGCUUGACAUUUUGCUCAUGUUAAAACUCGGUUAAAGGAACCUUUUUUGGGUCCAAAAAUGUUGGUAAUUUUGAUAUGAUUUGA
Molecule: messenger RNA, 1420 nt
Organism: Pyrus x bretschneideri (Chinese white pear)
Lineage: Eukaryota; Viridiplantae; Streptophyta; Magnoliopsida; Rosales; Rosaceae
Product: zinc finger CCCH domain-containing protein 14
Exons: 3
Coding region: 265-1155 (296 amino acids)
Molecular function (GO): metal ion binding; mRNA binding
Source: RefSeq, a predicted model, not a curated record